AUGGACCGGAUCUAUCAACUGAAACCGAUGAGGGGCAGGAAGGCGACAUCAUUGGUCAAAAUGACCAAUAUCAUCGGUGAGACCACGGAGGCUAUGAAGGCGUUCGGAUUAGCAGACCCUCACAACUGCUAUCUGGUGAGGGCGCUCGUCCGACUUCUCGAUGCCGACACCCGAGAGCAUUGGGAGCAUUCUCUCGCGUCCCAAAAGGAGUAUCCGACCAUGGAGCAGCUCACCAGCUUUCUCCUAGAGCGGGCCGGCACGCUGGAGCAGCUCGAACGCCUCGCAGAAGGACGCAGUGCUAAGACUUCCUCAACCCCAUCGCCUCGGACCUCUCAGACCGCUCCUCAAUGGCCUAGCGCACCCAAGGCCACCGUGCACACCGCUGCAGGAACUCAGCCCACGCCAGCACCCGCAUCUGGACGCUCAGAGACAAGCAGACCACGCACUUCAGCACUUUACCCGUGUGCCUGCUGCACUCAUGACCAUUUCCUGGCAGUGUGUCCCGCUUUCAGGCAGCUGACACCAAAUGACAGGGCCGAUGUCAUUAGGGACAAACAACUCUGUGUCAACUGCCUGGGACACCAUAACCUCAGGAGCUGCCGCACCAGUCAGCGCUGCAAGCUUUGCAACGAACAGCACCAUACGGUGCUGCACGGCAGUGAUCUGAGCCGGGUCAUGGUUCCCAGACUACGAACAGCGCAGACCUCGACCAGUACGACGCUAUCUAAGAACACGCCAGCACCGUCAACCUCAGAGUCUUUAGUAAAUCAGCUUAGACUCAGGCGACAACGCUCCUCAUUGGAUGUCCACGGAGUUGGUGGAGCAAGGACCUCGCAGACGAAUGGAGUGGUCAAUAUUACCCUCCAUUCCAACUACAGACCGCUCUCAGUCACCGUUCACGCACACGUGCUCACGAAGGUGACCACCUGCUUACCAUCAGAUCCACCAGCUCUUCCAACGCUGCCAUCGCAUCUGGAGAAAUUGAACCUCGCAGAUCCUCAAUUUCUCAGAUCUAGACCAGUGGACAUCAUUCUCGGAGGAGACGCAUACGGGCAAGUCAUCAAGUCAAAUAUUAUUCGGCACGCGUCAUCACCGUUAAUCGCUCAACUUUCGAUCUUCGGUUGGCUCAUAAUCGGGCCCCUCGAGGGUUCUCAGACAAUUCGUAGGACUUCUCAUCAAGUGACAGUCAAUAAUACUGAUCGCCAAUUGAGUGAGUUACUCAGCCGCUUCUCGACGCAGAAAGAGCCACCGCAGGACACGGCACCCUUGCUCACGCCAGACGAGCAAGAGUGCGAAGAUCAUUUCAAGACCACGCAUUCAAGAAACUCCGCUGGAAGAUACAUUGUGCGAUUGCCGCUCAAAAUUCAUCCUCGAGCACUUGGCAAUUCUUAUCAGACCGCGCACAGUUGCCUUCAACGGACUCUCAGACGAUUCAGCAAGGACGCUCAGUACAAACAGCUGUACACCAAGUUUAUGCUCGAAUAUGAGCAGCUUGGCCACAUGGUAGGACUGAACAAUGACUCAAUAACUAGUCCGUUUCAGUACUUUCUUCCGCACCAUGGAGUUCUGAAGUUGGGCAGCGGGACCACCGCAUUGCGUGUGGUUUUCAAUGGCUCCAGUCCAACUUCUUCAGGAUACUCGCUGAACGAUCUUCUACACACUGGUCCAAAUCUGAUGCUGAACAUUGCAGAUCUGCUCAUUUGGAUACGCAGAUACAAACAUCUGUUUGCAACCGACGUCACGAAGAUGUACCGGCAAAUCAAGGUACAUCCAGACGACUGGAGCUUGCAGCAGAUACUUUGGCUUGAUGACGCACAACAGGAAACGCAGUACCAGUUGACCACGGUCACGUACGGGACGAAAGCUGCACCGUACUUGGCUGUCCAAACACUCCUACAACUCGCUGAGGAUGAAGGGUCGAAAUAUCCCCUUGCUGUGGAACCCAUCAAAAACGGCAGAGCUAAAAUUCUCAUUCAAGAGCUUUGGUUACAGGAACUCGGUUGGGACGAUAUUCUGUCUUGUCACAUUACUCAGCAGUGGCUUCGUAUCAGGGAAGAUUUAACCAGUCUGGCCAGACUUUCCAUCCCACGAUGGUUCAACACAACGACCACGUCUACAGUUGAACUCCACGGAUUCUCUGAUGCAUCAGUCCUCGCAAUGGCAGCAGUCGUCUACCUCGUUGUCCACGCACCGUCCACGGGUACCCACACUUUUCUGAUCUGCGCGAAAACGCGAGUGACACCACUCAAACGUCUGACCAUCCCGAGGUUGGAACUCACAGCAGCGCUGCUACUCUCAAAACUGAUGCGGCAUGUUCAUGUUACUUUGAACUUGACCGUUUCUCAGACAUUUUUGUGGACGGAUUCAGAAGUCACGCUUGCAUGGAUCAAGACGCACCCCUCCAAAUGGAAGGAUUACGUACGCAACAGGGUAAUCCAGAUCCAGGAGAUUACGCAGAACUAUCACUGGAGGCACGUACCAGGAUCAUCGAAUCCAGCUGACUGCGCGUCAAGAGGCAUGUCGACAGAACAGCUUCAACAGCACUCGCUUUGGUGUACAGGAUCACCGUGGCACACACAACUUCAGAACACGUGGCCCAAGCAGACCAGUGUCGACGUAAACGAGUUGGGCGCCCCUGAAGCUCGUGCUGUCGUCUCACUCCACACGGCAAACGCAAGUAAAGGAAUAUUCAUGGGAAUUAAUCUUUAA
Osmia bicornis bicornis is the source of this 2709-nucleotide messenger RNA. RefSeq lists its product as uncharacterized. The record is from RefSeq and is a predicted model, not a curated record. The transcript is spliced from 3 exons. The coding region runs from base 1 to 2709 and encodes 902 amino acids. Lineage: Eukaryota; Metazoa; Arthropoda; Insecta; Hymenoptera; Megachilidae.